This is a messenger RNA of Microbotryum saponariae, 198 nucleotides long. NCBI's taxonomy places the organism in Eukaryota, Fungi, Basidiomycota, Microbotryomycetes, Microbotryales, Microbotryaceae. The record is from the annotation of a GenBank genome assembly.
AUGGGAUAUCAGAAUCACCUAGGAUCUCGCUUGGCUUGGGCUGGGGGGCGAGCUCCCCCUUCAACCCCCUGUAUUCCCCCCCGUUUCGGCCUCGCUCGCGGCGGCGCAAUCUGCGCCGGUUGGGUCGCCGGUUUCUUCGCGGGGCCGUGUCAUGGGGAAAUUCGCCCCCAAGCCCAAACCAAGCCAUUUAUUAUAUAG